Molecule: messenger RNA, 1626 nt
Organism: Aspergillus ruber CBS 135680
Lineage: Eukaryota; Fungi; Ascomycota; Eurotiomycetes; Eurotiales; Aspergillaceae
Product: amidohydrolase
Exons: 2
Coding region: 1-1626 (541 amino acids)
Molecular function (GO): hydrolase activity, acting on carbon-nitrogen (but not peptide) bonds
Source: RefSeq, a predicted model, not a curated record
AUGAAGACUAUCUACCACAGUGGGAUCAUCGUCACCGGUAGUCGACAGCAGGAUAUGUCCACGCCCCCAACCUGCCUAGUCGUCGAGAACGAUCUCGUUGCCUACGUGGGCAAUGCCGACGACCCCUUCGUCGCAAAGACCAUAGAAGAUGUUGAAGCCCAUAAAAUCAACCUGGGAGGCAGAAUCAUUCUUCCCGGCUUUAUCGACGGACACAUGCAUCUCCUAUUCUUCGGCGCUAGCCUCUCCAAAAUCGAUAUCGAAUCCUGCAAAGAUCUCACAGACAUCCGAACUACCAUCAAAACAGCCGCGCAGCAGAACCCCUCCGCAAAACGCCUCUUCUGCCGCGGCUGGAUGCACACCAUGACCAACGGGAUCGCUCUCGCAAGCAUGAUCGAUGAUCUCGACCGGCAGCAACGGCCGAUCUUCAUCGACUCAAAGGACCUACAUUCGACAUGGUGCAAUACGCCUGCGCUGAAGGAAUUAGGCGUUGAUGAGAACACGCCUGAUCCUGAGGGCGGGGAGAUUAGUCGGGAUGAAGAGGGGAAGCCGAAUGGGUUGCUGAGCGAGGCUGCGAAUGUGAAUAUCGCGUGGCCACAUGUUGCACGUAUUGCGACUGUUGAUGAGCGCGUGAAAUAUAUUCGCGACGCGGUGAGGACGUAUAAUGCAGCGGGAUACACGGGAAUAACGGAGAUGGCAACGAAUGAGACGAUCUGGGAGGCUAUGCGUGUCCUCCGUGAACAGGGGGAUGUGUCGAUUCGUAUGGCUGCAUAUUGGAUUAUCACUCCGUGUAAGACGGAUGGGGAGAAUCUGGCGCAGGUGGAUAGGGCGAUUGAGUUGCGUAAGCAGUAUAACAGCAGCACGUCGCCCGAUUUCCGUAUCGUGGGUAUUAAACUUAUCUGCGAUGGUGUCGUCGAUGCGUGCACUGCAUCUUUACUCAAGCCGUAUUCCACGAACGGUGUUAAUGCAGGAACAAUCUGGGCCCCUGAUGCCCUGCACAAAGUUGUUCAGAAGGCUGAUGCCGCUGGCCUCCAGUGCGCGCUGCAUGCUAUUGGUGAUGCAACUGUGAAACUAGCCAUCGAUAUACUGGAGGCUGUUGGAACUCCAGGCCGCCGCCACCGUAUUGAACAUCUUGAGCUCACGGCGCCAGAAGAUGCGAAGAGGUUGGGUGAUUUGGGAAUCACAGCAUCUGUGCAGCCUGUGCAUGCUGAUCCUGCUAUCCUCCGUGCAUGGCCAGCCUUGCUUGGCCCAGCCAGGUUACAACGUGCGUUCGCAUACAAAGAGUUCCUGGACCAUCACGCACCAUUAGCAAUUGGGACAGAUUCACCAACAGCGCCGCACUGGCCGCUCAAGAAUCUAUACACAGCAACCACACGACGAUCAGCAAGAGAGCCAAAAUUCGAAACCAAAGUAAACGAGCAUUUUGCGCUAGAGUUAGAAGAAGCUGUUUCUGCGGGGACAGCGGGAAGUGCGUACUCGACGUUUGCGGAUGGGUUCAUUGGGACCUUGGUGGAGGGGAAGAAGGCAGAUUUUGUGGUCUGGGAUAUGCAGUGGGACAACGAGAGAUUGUUGGAGGCUGCUGUGCAUGAGACGUAUUUUGGGGGAAGACAAGUCUAUCACCGUUCUUAG